Messenger RNA from Racocetra fulgida, 358 nucleotides. NCBI's taxonomy places the organism in Eukaryota, Fungi, Glomeromycota, Glomeromycetes, Diversisporales, Gigasporaceae. The record is from the annotation of a GenBank genome assembly.
AUGAAUUAUUACCAGUUUAAUAAGGGUGACCUGCUUUCUGUUAUCGCUUCUCCGCAUCCUAACACUACUAUAAUGUCCUCCACAUCUACUCCAUCAACGCCUUCAACCCCUGCAACACCCUCUAUUGUCUCUUUCCAUAAUUUCUCCUUUACCGGUAUAUCUCAAACUUCAAGCUUAUCCAAUCGUCCAAGAACUCUAAAAUUUUUUCCAAAACAUGGUUAUGUCGGUACUCGCCUUACUGUUGAAGUAUUCCUUGAAUUACCAAAUCCUAAUAAUGUCAUCCUUAAUCUGGCUUUUGGUGAUUUAAUGGUCGAAACUCAUCAAGUAGCUUUACCUGAUUCUCGUUAUGAACUUGUUG